GGAUAAGGCUAAGGAAAGCGAUCUCCCAAAACAAAUAGCAAAGAUCGUUGCAAUUGAGUGUAUUUUUGUGUGCCAGUGCAUCUGUGACGCUUAAAUAGCUGUGUAAUCAAAUAGAAAAUAAGAGUUUAAAUACUCGGCGAGCAAAUUGAGCAAACAAACAAGUUUAGCAGCCAACGAAACAGCGAAAAUCCAGUCGGAAAGGAAAUGUAGACCGGGCAGGCCGAACUCGGAACGAAUCCUGCAACCGCGAAUGUCACUCCUAGGAAAGCCGCUGAACUACAACCGCGGCACCCGCCGCGAUGUUCGCUACCGGCGCCUCCAGAGUCGCCUCUACAACUUCCUGGAGCGGCCGCGCGGCCUGCACGCCAUCUUCUACCAUGUGAUGGUAUUCCUGAUGGUGUUCACCUGCCUGGCGCUCAGUGUGUUUUCCACCAUCAAGGAGUACGAAGAGGACGCCGUCUACAUUCUGUUCCGCAUGGAGAUCCUGGUGGUUAUCUGGUUCACAAUGGAGUUCGGAGCUCGACUCUGGUCAUCGGGCUGCCGAUCGCGAUACCAGGGAUGCCUGGGUCGACUGAAGUUCGUGAAGCGACCAUUCUGUAUUAUAGAUAUUGUCACCAUUUUAGCCUCAAUUGUAGUAUUAGGAAUGGGCACCUCGGGCCAGGUGUUCGCCACGAGUGCUUUACGUGGCCUCCGGUUCUUUCAGAUCCUUCGGAUGGUGCGCAUGGAUCGGCGGGGCGGCACCUGGAAGCUGCUCGGUUCGGUUGUAUACGCACAUAGACAGGAGCUGAUCACAACCAUGUACAUAGGGUUCUUAGGUCUAAUCUUUGCAUCAUUCCUGGUCUAUAUGUGGGAGAAGGACGUCAAUGAUAAGUUUAGCAAUUUCGCCCAAGCCCUCUGGUGGGGUGUGAUCACACUCUGCACGGUGGGCUAUGGAGACAUGGUGCCGAUCACCUGGCAGGGCAAGCUAAUUGCCUCCUGCUGUGCCCUUCUGGGAAUAUCCUUCUUCGCCCUGCCAGCGGGCAUCCUCGGCAGCGGAUUUGCUCUGAAAGUGCAGCAGCAGCAGCGGCAGAAGCACAUGAUUCGGCGUCGCCAGCCGGCGGCCACUCUCAUCCAGGCCGUGUGGAGAUGCUAUGCGGCCGACGAGCAUUCCGUAUCGGUGGCUACGUGGAACAUCCACCGGGUGGCUCUGCCCAGUCCGCCAGCUUCUUCUGAAAACUGGGAGCGAUUAUUAAAAAACAUAACUGAAUAUAGACGGGCGUCAUCCAGCUUCAAGCACAACACGUCCUUCGUGGCCCGGCUGCCCACCAUCCGGAGGCACAAGAGCCAGACGAUCCAGACGCCGGGCGGAGGCGACGGCGGCGGAGUGUCCAAGCCGCCGGGCUCGUCGAGGGCCUCCACGAGGUACACCCGCACCAUCCGGGACAUCAAUGCGUCCGUGGAGAAUCUGGCCAGCCAGCCCGCGACGCUGGCCAACUGCAAGCUCAGCUCGAGCGCCGGUUCCCUGGCCCAGUUUCCCGAUCGUGAUCGGGAUCGACGAGAGCGUGGCGAAGGGGAAGGGGAUCAGGCUGAGGAGCAGGCCAAAGCCGGUGGCUCCCGGAGAAAUCUCACCAUUCCGGUGGUGCUCUACGGUUUUCUGCACGGCAACUUCUUGGGCUCGACGCUUUCGCUGCGCAAUCCACGUGUGGCUCCCGCCAACGAUCGGGACCUGGAAGCUGGCCGGGAUGAGGAUGAGGUCCACAAAGACACUUGCCAGCGGAGCAACACCUUGCCGCUGCCCGUCAAGCCAGACAGUCCCAGUGGUAGCCCGGGAAGUGGUCGUACGGGUCGGUUUUUUGCGGCCGCAUCGCACUUUCUGGAGACCGGAUUCAGCACACCAAAUCCAACCAUCGACGUGGCAACUAGCAACCAAAACCUAACGCACAAGCCAAUCUCUCUGAUUCACAAAUUGCCCGCAGAUGAGGAGGACGAGCCGCGCUGCACGCAGCUAACCAACCGGCACAAGACCGCCAUCAGGUUCAUACGCAAGCUCAAGUACUUUGUGGCACGGCGGAAAUUCAAGGAGGCCUUGAAACCGUACGACGUCAAGGACGUCAUGGAGCAGUACGCAGCCGGUCACGUGGACUUGUUGGGUCGCGUUAAAAUGCUACACUUGCGCUUGGAUCAAAUCCUGGGCAAACAAGGGUCCAAGGCCAAGGAUGUAUAUGCAUCCAAAAUAAGCCUAGCCUCCCGCGUGGUUAAAGUCGAGCGGCAGGUCGCUGAUAUCGAAGAGAAGCUAGACAUUCUGAUCAAGGCUUACAUGGAGGAUCGUGAUAGAUUCCUGGCUCUUCCGCUGCCAGCCAAGCCCAAAAUACAUUCCAUUAGUCCUAGCCACAAGCCCCUGCACCACGCCCACAACCUGGCGAUGAUCGACGUGUGGAAACGGACCGCGGCGCUCAGUGUGCAUCCGGAGCAGGUGACCACCACACCCUUGCUGAAUCCCUCGGCGCCGGACAGCUCCGAGCUGCGAUCCCUGACAGCCACGCAAACGCCUACCACCACAACCGAUGCAAUCGCCACACAAACCCCCAUGCCGCCGCAUAUGCAGCAUACAGCGACCAAUACAAAGUCUUCCGUGCUUAACUCAUAUCAGUUGGGGUCUGAGAAGCAGCAGCACAAUGAUGUUUUUAUGACUGAAUUAGAGAAUAGAACCAAAAAACGUGUUACGUUAAGCCUUCAUAGAUCAACAUCGGAGCCGUAUAGCAAGCAGGAGCAACGGAUCACUAUACCCGAUGAGGGAGCUGAUUCCCUGGACAGCAGUGCAAAGCCAACGCCGCCAGAUAGUUCAAUUAUAUUAAUCGAUGAGUACGAGGACUUCGAGGAGGAGGAUCUUAACUGUGAGGGUGAAAUGGAUCAUUUCCCCACCUGGGAGAUCGACAGUGAUAUUGGCGUAGAAGUCGAUGUGGACGCGGAUGCCGAUGGCGACUGUGAUGAGUCCACCGAGGACACGGCACUGCUGCAGUGUGCCACGCGCACCGCCAUUGUUAUAACACCAAUUAGCCCAGUAAGCUCCGCACACAAUCUUCAGCAAUUAAAUGACCAAACUACAACGCUUAAUAAAUCAAAUUUGCUUCCGCCAGACUCUGGCUAGUUAAUUGCAAUUGAAAUUAGCUAAACGUAGCCAUUACAUUAUCACUAGAAUUAUAUAUUAUAUACUAUGGAAUGCAUAUUAAUGUCAUUUUGGGGCAUCAUUUGUGUUCAAUUAAUUGGUAGCAAACAAAUGAAAAUCAAACUAAAUAAAUCUGUUUUAGCAGCAAAUCUUACAUUACCGAAA
This is a messenger RNA of Drosophila simulans, 3310 nucleotides long. It is a transcript of the gene KCNQ, whose product is annotated as potassium voltage-gated channel subfamily KQT member 1. Gene Ontology annotation, molecular function: voltage-gated potassium channel activity. The transcript is spliced from 19 exons. Gene Ontology annotation, cellular component: membrane. Bases 251 to 3127 code for a protein of 958 amino acids. The record is from RefSeq and is a predicted model, not a curated record. Gene Ontology annotation, biological process: potassium ion transport; transmembrane transport. Lineage: Eukaryota; Metazoa; Arthropoda; Insecta; Diptera; Drosophilidae.